Messenger RNA from Ipomoea nil (Japanese morning glory), 651 nucleotides. RefSeq lists its product as uncharacterized. Bases 1 to 651 code for a protein of 216 amino acids. The transcript has 4 exons. The record is from RefSeq and is a predicted model, not a curated record. NCBI's taxonomy places the organism in Eukaryota, Viridiplantae, Streptophyta, Magnoliopsida, Solanales, Convolvulaceae.
AUGACUCAGGGGCUGUGGGGAAAGACUCAAGCAUUGGGGUGGGGAAAGGAAGAAGCUUUUUGGAAACAAAGGGCGAAGCAGCAUUGGUUGGUUGGGGCUGACCAAAACAUGAAAUUCUUUCACAGGCAUGCAUCCCAUAGAAAGAAGAAUAACACAAUACUUAGACUAAAGGAUGGUACAGGGAAUUGGGUUAAAGGUGCUAGUUUGAACCCCCUUGUUUUGCAGUAUUAUGUGGAUAUUUUCACAUCCUCAGAUAGCAUAGAGGUUUUCCAAGUUGACUCUAUGCAGCCCCGUGUCUCUCAGGAGGGGGAUGUAACAGAUUUUACUUUGAAAUGUUUAAUUGAUGUUUCUUUUCCGGAGGGUCUAAAUGAUGCUAACAUUGUGUUGAUACCUAAGAAGCUUGUGCCGGAAUUAGUCUUUGAUCUUAGACCCAAAGCAUUAUGUAAUGUGAUCUAUAAGAUUAUUGUUAAGAUGAGUGCUUUCCUUCAUGGAAAACUGAUCACGGACGACAUCUUGAUUACCUCGAAGAUAGGGCAUUUUCUUAGAAGGAAGCAGAUUGGUAAUGUUGGUUGGGCUGCUCUCAAGCAAGACAUAGGCAAAGCGUAUGAUCGGAUAAAUGGAAUGGGGUUUUCUGAGAAGUAUGCUGCUUAA